Messenger RNA from Mollisia scopiformis, 7395 nucleotides. RefSeq names its product BcPKS8, polyketide synthase. Gene Ontology annotation, biological process: fatty acid biosynthetic process; secondary metabolite biosynthetic process. Gene Ontology annotation, molecular function: phosphopantetheine binding; oxidoreductase activity; 3-oxoacyl-[acyl-carrier-protein] synthase activity. NCBI's taxonomy places the organism in Eukaryota, Fungi, Ascomycota, Leotiomycetes, Helotiales, Mollisiaceae. The transcript is spliced from 9 exons. The record is from RefSeq and is a predicted model, not a curated record. Bases 217 to 7083 code for a protein of 2288 amino acids.
CCACUAUCCUUACCUUGCUGUUACCAGAUUCAGACGCGUGUCCGUUGAAAGUUCUCUAGCUACUGGCGGCACGAUUUCUAGUCGGCGUAUGGGAAAUUGCUCCGCCACAUGAAUCUAUAAAGACUGAAUUCCUUCUUCCGCUCUUCUUUCGUACUUCGGCGUGCUAAUACCUGGUGUUUUGUAACGAAGACAAGUCCAAGUGACAGUACGACUGUCAUGGCGCCUUCUGCGACUUCUUGGACCCCGAAUGGGGACGGCAAUGGCUCCGAAGGAACCGUGGACACUCCUUCAAAUGGAUACACAAGCGGCCUUGCAGCUAGCAGCAACAAUGCCCAUAUGGGUACCGACCCUAAUCUCUACACCAAUGGUUACACACAUGGCUUCACCAAUGGCUACAUCACUGGCUACGCUCAAUCAGAAAUGCCAAAGCAGAUGCCCAUCGCAAUCGUUGGAAUGUCCUGCCGCUUGCCUGGCAAUGUGAGCACACCAGACGAGUUUUGGGAGCUGUGCUCUCGUGCACGCCAUGGGUGGACCGAGAUUCCAAAAGAAAGAUUCGAAUCCGCACCUUUCUCUCACCCAAAUCCAGGGAAAGGUGGAUGUUUUAACGCUGCCGGCGGAAACUUCCUGAAAGAGGACCUCGGACUAUUUGAUGCACCUUUCUUCUCUCUCACUGCUCAAGAGGCGACAUCCAUGGAUCCUCAACAACGUUUACUGCUUGAAUGCACUUUUGAGGCUCUCGACAGUGCUGGUAUUCCUAAGCAUCAAGUGGUCGGAAAGGAGGUUGGAGUUUUUAUUGGUGGUUCAUUCUCAGAAUAUGAGUCUCAAUUAUUUUCUGAUACAGAGACAAUUCCUAUGUAUCAAGCCACUGGUUGUGCUUUUGCAAUGCAGUCGAACAGACUUUCUCACUUCUUUGACCUUCGAGGUCCCAGUUUUACGAUGGACACUGCCUGUUCAUCCAGUCUUGUAGCUUUACAUUUGGCAUGUCAAAGUCUGCGUAAUGGAGAGUCGAAGACGGCGAUUGUGGGAGGAUGCCAUCUCAAUACCCUACCCGAAUUUUGGGUUUCCAUGUCCAAGUCACGCUUGUUUUCUGAUGAGGGUCGAUCAUUUUCUUUCGAUAGUAGAGGUACAGGAUAUGGACGAGGGGAGGGAUGUGGUAUGGUCAUCUUAAAGCCUUUACAACAAGCUUUACAAGACAACGACACAAUCAGAUCGGUGAUCGUUGGCACUGGUAUCAACCAGGAUGGUAAAACGCCUGGUAUCACCAUGCCAAAUGGUUCUGCACAAGAGGAGCUUAUGCGGGCCGUGUACAGAAGUGCAGGCAUCAAUCCCAAGGAUACUGGAUAUGUCGAAGCCCAUGGGACUGGCACCAAAGUUGGCGAUCCAAUUGAGGCAACAGCUUUGCAUAAUGUGUUUGGUGAGGACAGAACGGCUAGGAAUCCGUUGUACAUUGGUUCCGUGAAGUCUAAUGUAGGCCAUCUUGAAGCAGCUUCUGGCAUUAUAUCCGUCAUCAAGACAGCAAUGAUGCUCGAGAGAGGUUUCAUAUUGCCCAACUAUGAUUUCAAGAAGCCAAAUGACAAGAUCCCUUUUAGCAAGUGGAACCUCAAGGUACCAACAACGCAGCGUCCAUGGCCGAGACCAAAGAAGUAUGCUAGCGUCAACAACUUUGGUUUCGGAGGAACGAAUGCCCACGUGGUUCUAGAACGAGCGCCUUUCCUGAAGAAAUACGAAGGCGAUAACUCGCCCGACCAAGCAAUCCAAUUGAGGAAGCUCUUUGUCCUUUCCGCUAAUGACAAGGCUGCCCUGGAGUCCAUGAUGCAAAAGAUUGGCAUCUAUUUGGAGCAAAGGCCCGAGAUCUUCCAAAACGAUCUGAUGAGCAAUGUCGCCUACACUCUUGGACAGCGUCGAUCCCUUCUCCAAUGGAGAGUCGCCAUUUCAGCACCAACAUCCUUCGAACUGAUCCAGGCACUCAACGCUGGCAAGCUAACCCCUGUCAGAGAGACUGAGGCUCCCCGAAUUGGCUUCAUAUUUACUGGCCAAGGAGCUCAGUGGCACGCAAUGGGACGGGAGCUCUAUGAGCAAUAUCCCAUCUUUGCGGCCACUGUCGAUGCGUGCGAUAAAUGCUUGGCUGCCUUCGGCGCCCCUUUCUCUCUCGUGGAUGAGUUGAGUAAAGAUGCCGAGAGUUCAAACGUCAACGAUGCGAACAUCAGUCAACCUGCAUGCACAGCAAUUCAACUGGCUUUGACCGACCUUCUUCGAGCCUGGGGUGUAUAUCCUACCGCUGUCGCGGGUCACUCGAGUGGUGAAAUCGGAGCUGCCUACGCUGCUGGAAUACUUCCCCUCGAUGCCUGCAUGGCAAUCUCCUAUUACAGAGGUAUGGUAACGGUGGAUUUAAAGACAAAGUUCCCAGAUCUCAAGGGAUCUAUGAUGGCUGUUGGAGGUAGCCAAGAAGAGAUCGCGCCUCUCAUUAAGCAACUAAAGAACAGAGAAGUCCGAAUUGCUUGUUUCAACAGCCCGACCAGCUUGACAAUUUCAGGUGAUGAACCGGCGAUCGAUGAACUCCAGGUCCUACUUGAAGAGCGAGGAAUGUUCAACAGAAAGCUUCAAGUCGAUGUCGCUUACCAUUCGCACCAUAUGAGACUGGUCGCAAGCGAGUACCAAGCGUGUCUUCAGUGGCUCGAGCCCCCAAAGAAUUCAGCAGUCAAAUUCCACUCGUCCUUACUUGGACAUCUCGUUGACGGAAAUACACUUCAACCAUCCUACUGGGUCGCCAAUCUUACACAAGCUGUGAGGUUCUCCGAAGCUCUCACGACAAUGUGCGAACCUGCCAAUGGCCACAAGACUGGUGUUAACAUGCUGAUUGAGCUCGGUCCUCACUCGGCCUUAGCAGGUCCAGUCAAGCAGAUCUUGAAGUCAUGUGGACCAAACGCAAUGAAAAUUCCGUACGGAUCCGCACUGAUCAGAAAGAAAGAUGCUGUCCAGACCGCACUCGACUUGGCGGGCACUUUGUUCACGAAGGGCGUCAAUAUCAACUUUGGUACUGUCAACUUCCCCAAGGUUGGCAAACCACCUGCACUAUUGGUCGACUUGCCGAGAUAUCCAUGGAACCACUCCAACAAGUACUGGCACGAGGGCCGCAUGCAAUUAAAGCAUAAGAACAGAACUACGCAACGAAACGAUAUUCUCGGCGUGGAAGCCAUUUAUUCGAAUGACCUCGAGCCGACUUGGCGAAAUAUGAUCCGAACAGAUGACCUACCAUGGCUACGACACCACAAAAUCCAAUCACUUACCCUAUUUCCCAUGUCUGGGUUCGUCGCGAUGGCUGUUGAAGCCGCAUCUCAACGAGCAGCUGCAAAGGGCGUUCAAUUUGACAAAUACGAGCUUCGAAAUAUUGUUGUCAGCACACCUCUGAUGAUCACGGACGAUGAUGUUGAAAUGACUACUCAGCUCCGACCGUAUCAAGAAGGUAAUCUCGUUACCUCAGAUGUUUGGAACGAGUUCCGUAUACAUUCUUGGGCAGCCAACAAGGGCUGGACGGAGCACUGCAAAGGUCUCGUCUCUGUCAAGGCCAAUGAUACAAAUGAAAUCGAUGGCGCUCGUCUCGCCGAAAAGUCCGGUGCAUGGCUACAAUCUACCAUCUCCGAGAUCAAUGGUACCACCUUAUCACCUGUAGACAAGGUCAAGAUGUAUGACUUUUUGUCGGAUCUGGGCGUCUCCUAUGGCCCAACAUUCCAAGGCAUGAAUAACUGCCAGGCUGCCGAAAGCUGCUCCGUGGCUGAUAUCACUGUUUCGGACACGACCCAAGAAAUGCCACAAGGCCAUCAGACCAGCAAUAUUGUCCAUCCUGCAUUCUUGGAGCAGUUGAUUGAGAUGUACUGGCCUAUCCUUGGAGCUGGACGCACAUCUGUGGAUACUGUCUAUCUUCCCUCUUCCAUUGGACGCUUGACCAUUUCCCGCGACAUCACCGAACUUACUAAGACUCCAGGAAGCUCUCUGCGAGCAUUCUGUAAGGGAUCAGCUCCCUCGACGCACCCAAAACCAAUCCAAGUCUCCAUGUUCGCAACGACCACAGACGACUCGAGAGAGGCUGUCAUCAUGAUGGAUGAUUUGACCAUCUCACCAAUCGUGGAGCGCGAUAUGGCUUCUGACACUGAGGCCCACAGAGAGCUUUGCUACAAGAUCCAAUGGGAGCCAAUUUUACACCCACUUACCCACGCUUUGAAGAACGGAACAAUGACUGGUACAUCCAAUGGCAUUUCUACUCCAAGUGAGGCAUCGGAGACAUCCAACGACAACUCAAAUGGUGUCUUGACUCCAGAAACUAAUGCUACUUCCGUGUCCGGUGAAGGCAGCGAGGUGUCUAGUUUCCCCGAUGGUCAAGUUGUGAUUGUGCACGGAGAAUCGGAUGCUCAAAAGGUGCUGGCCUCGAAGAUCGCUGAUACUCUUGAGAACUCAACUGGAAGGAAACCAGAGAUUGGCACGCUUGCAGAUGUCAAUGUCGAUGACAAGCUCUGCUUGUUCCUUUCAGAGCUUGACAAGCCACUCCUACCGACUCUCACUCCAGAACAAUUUUCAUCCUUGCAGAAGGUGAUCACCACCGUCCAAGGAGUCCUCUGGGUUGUGCGCGGUGCAUACGAGAACUCUGACAAUCCCGAUUCCAACAUGGUUGCCGGAUUAAGCAGAACCAUUCGCUCCGAAACUCUGCUGAAGUUCGCUACGCUUGACUUGGAUUCAAAGGCCCAACUGUCUGACGAAGACACCAUGGUAGCAAUUCUCGACAUUUUCAAGGCUGUCUUUGGUCCCAAGGCUGAGACUAAUUGCGAGUUGGAGUUUAUGGAGAGACAAGGAGCAUUCCUCACUCCACGAAUCAUCAACGAUCCGGAGAUGAACGAGUACGUGCACAAGCAGACCCAAGCAUCGACCAUUGAAUCGGCACCAUUCGCUCAAGAGGGCAGGCCCUUGAAGAUGACGAUUGGAACACCUGGUGCUUUCGAGACUCUCCAUUUCAAUGAUGAUAUUGCAGCAGAGGAGCCUCUCUUCGACGACGAGAUUGAAAUCGAGGUCAAGGCUAUUGGCAUGAAUCCCAAGGAUGUCACUGUCGCUAUGGGCCAACUCGACUCAUUCAACUUUGGUGUUGAGUGCAGUGGUAUCGUUACCAAGAGUGGAAGCAUCACUAAGUUUGCUGUUGGCGACCGUGUCGCUGCAAUUUCGCUGUCACAAGGUGUCUAUUCAACACUUGCACGUACAAAGGCCGCUCUGGCACUUAAGAUUGGUGGCGACUUGUCUUUCGAGGCUGCUGCUUCGCUUCCAGUUGCUUACUGUACAGCACAAUACGGCUUGUCGAAUCUCGGACAUCUCGCUGCUGAUGAAAGCAUCUUGGUUCAUGGUGCUGCUAGUACAGCGGGCCAAGCUGCCAUCUCGAUUGCUCAGUCUAUUGGUUCUAAAAUCUUUGCAACAGUCGCCACCGUUGAGGAGAAAGAGAUUCUUACUAGCGUAUAUGGUCUUGCUGAUGAUCGCAUCUUUUCCACCAAGAACGCAUCAUUCGGACCCGUCAUUCGCCAAGACACAAACAUGCAAGGAGUCGACGUUGUCUUUAAUUCCACAGCAACAGAUUCGGAUACCAUGCGAGAGACAUGGGAUUGUCUAAGCAGCUUUGGACGCUUCAUUGAGGUUGGAAAGGGAGAUUCUAAUACAAGACUAGAGACAUCUCGAAGCAAUACUAGCUUCAUGUCUGUCGAUAUACUAUCCCUCGCUGCCGAAAGACCAAAGGUCAUGCAGAAACUUCUCUCAGAUGUAGCUGAGCUGCUGAAGAAGGGUAGUCUGAAGACUGCAAGUCCCAUAACUGUUUUCCCAAUCUCGGAUGUUGAGACUGCAUUCAAGGUUUUGCAAAGUGGUAACACGAAUGGAAAGCUCGUCGUCUCACCACAACCUGAAGACGAGGUCAAGGCAACGCCAUCAAAGAAGCAGACUCAACUACUGCGACCAGAUGCAUCAUACAUCUUAAUUGGUGGUACUGGUGGUCUCGGUCGAAGCAUGUCAAGAUGGAUGGUCAGCAAGGGUGCCAGGAAUAUCGUCCUUGUUUCCAGAAGUGGAGCAGCGACAGGUAAAGUGAAGGAGAUGAUUGACGAGCUUGCUCUUCUCGGUGCCAAUGUCGUUGUUCGACGAUGUGACGUCGCAGACAGUGCCUCAGUAGACAACUUGAUUGCCAACGAGCUCUCGGACCUGCCACCUGUCAAGGGUCUCGUCCAUGGCGCCAUGGUGCUUCGCGAUGUCCUCUUCGAAAAGAUGACCUUCGAAGAAUACAACACAGUCAUGGAAUCCAAAGUCCGAGGCGCCUGGAACUUCCACAACGCGCUCAAGAACCAACCCCUCGACUUCUUCGUCGCCAUCUCCUCCGCAGCCGGCGCCGUAGGAAACAGAGGCCAAGCCGCCUAUUCCGCCGCCAACACCUUCCUGAACGGCUUCGUGCAGUACCGCAACGCCCGCGGCCUCCCCUCCGCAUCCAUCGAUCUAACAGCCGUCUCAGACACCGGCUACCUAGCCGAGAACGCCGAAGCCGCCGCAGAAGUAGCUCGUAACCUGGGAAGCGAUACCAUCUGCGAAGCCGAAGUCCUCGCUUUACUCGGCGCAGCGAUCAGCGGGCGUCUUGCUUCCGCUUGUAAUAGUCAUACCAUCACUGGUAUGCGGAUCGUCACCCCAGCUCCUUUCUGGACUCCCGACGCGAAGUUCAAGCAUCUCCGACUCGCGGCCGAAGCUGCUGCAGCCGAGAACUCCAGCGGCGAAGCAGUGGCUAUCUCUUUCAACGCUGCGCUCAAAGCUGCCAAGUCGUUGGAAGAGGCGCAGGAAGUGGUGUGCAAGGGCUUGGUUGAUAAGCUGUCCUCUGUGCUCAUGCUUGAGGCGGAGGAUAUGGACAUCACGAAGUCGCUUUCGGGAUAUGCUCUCGAUUCCUUGGUCGCGAUCGAAGUGCGAGGCUUCAUUACGAGGGAAUUCGAAGCGAACCUGCAAGUCCUGGAACUUUUGUCUAGCGGCUCGAUCGAGACGCUCGCUAAGGCUAUCUGUGGGAAGAGUAAAUUGGUUUCCUUCUAAUUCGCAUUCUUCGCUUCUUUCUGAUUUGAGGAAGGAGGGGUUUUUGGUACGAUGGCUUUUGGUAUAUAUGAUUGACUUCUCUCUUCUUCUUCGCGGGAGACUUCUUGGGGGUUAGAAGUUUUUUUUCUUCUUCUUGUUGUAUGGUUGUAUAUAUUGCGUUCUCUCUUUCCCCUCUACCUUUUCGCCUUGUUGAUAUUCUACUUCUUUGGGGGACCCUUUUUGGAGAACAUGUUUUUUAUAUCUUUCUUACCCUCGCUUAUCAUAUAAGAUUCAUGAGUAGCAUUAGAUUUCAAUCCAGCAUUGCGUAUGAAC